UCUUGGCCAUGGCAUCUCUCGCUGACGAGUCCUUGGAUUUUUUCAGCAUAGAGGAAGACAAAGAUGGUAAGAGAAAAUCUUCUCGCGAGAGUUCAGCACGCCACCGCUUCCUCAAAUCGAGCAGCAGUAGCGCGACAGAAGAUUACGGCAGCCCCAACCCCAUUACGUCGAGCAGCGAAGGAGGAUCUCUCAACAACGAAAGCCGCAGCCUCAUCAAAAGCCCAACCAAAUCAAAAGCUCAUUAUCCUCUCACAAUAUUUCUAUGUCUCGUUGGCCUACACAAUCCACACCGAUUUGGGCGUUCCCUGUGGUCAGGAUUGUUGAUUUGCCUCUUCUCUCUUGCUCUUCUACUGCAACUUGUCAUUAACUUUGCGUGCCUGGUGAUAGACUCGAAGCAUUGCAGAAAGGCACGUGACCGGAAUGGCUUUAAUAUAAGUGGCUUUAAUAGCAGUGACACUAACAGUAGUGACCUCUCCUCGUAUUUGAAAUCUAUUCUCUUUGUGGGGAGUACAUGGCAGUAUUUGAGUCAACUGAUUACGUACUGUGUUGCACUCUGGUGUUUGUACAAAGUCUUGCGAGUGCCUGAUGCUUUGCAUCCUUCGCUGGCACGAUUUUUGGCUCCAAACAAAUAUUGGAGUUUACUCAACAGACAGAUGGUUUUCUUUCUGCUCUUGGAUGUUCUGUGGUUGGUCCUUACGGCUUACAUGAUGUAUGAUGUGAUACAUGAGCAGCCUAAUACAACGCUGGAUUAUGUAUUAGUCAUUGUUCUCAGUUACAUGACAAUUAUGAUGAUGGUCGGUUUGUUAGCAAAUCAUGCUAUCUUACUUAUGUUUGAAAGCCUCGUCUUUGCAGUAAGUGGAUGCAUUGAUCAGAUGAAGCAACAGAUUUUGGAUUUGCAGCAACAAAAGCUUGAGAAAUCAAUAACUGCUGUGAAAGAUUUGUCAAAAAUAGUUAGAGCAACUUCAGGUGUGUUUGGUCGCUGGUUUCUUGUUCAGUGGAUUUCGUAUGCCAUGGUCAUUGUAUGGAACAGUCCUCUCAUUCAAGCGAACAUUUCACUGCCACUGUAUCCCAUCUGGACGAAGACUAGUUUGGUCGUAUUAUCGAUUAUUAAUCACACUCUGUUCAUCUUUCCGGCAAUUGUAGCUGCUAUGCUUGAUGCCAGAUGCAAAGAGAUGAUCAGAAACCUGAAUGAUUUGGCAGCAGUGGACUGGCCUGAUGGACAUGCAUUAAAGGAGAGAAGCCAACUAGAAUUAUUCCUUUCCUUUGCUGAUCGAGCUGAUAUUGCAUUUAGAGCUGGACCAAUGCCGAUACGAUUGUCGCAUGCUUUGGCAUCUGUGGCAUUUUCAUAUGUACUAGUAGCUGUUAAUAUUGCUCUUCAAAACUUGUCACACUAAAGUAAGGAGAAUGUUAUUAAUGGAGUUUGUUGACUUGACUGUGUGUAGAUUGAUUAUCACUUAUACCCCUAUAUUUGCUAUUCAACGAUGUGAAGUUCAGUUAUGAGAAUUGCAAUUACAAUGGUUUGUAUGAUCUGUUGAUAUCAGAAUACAAUUAUU
This is a messenger RNA of Corticium candelabrum, 1553 nucleotides long. RefSeq lists its product as uncharacterized. The record is from RefSeq and is a predicted model, not a curated record. Lineage: Eukaryota; Metazoa; Porifera; Homoscleromorpha; Homosclerophorida; Plakinidae. The coding region runs from base 9 to 1394 and encodes 461 amino acids. The transcript has a single exon.